Clunio marinus is the source of this 246-nucleotide messenger RNA. NCBI's taxonomy places the organism in Eukaryota, Metazoa, Arthropoda, Insecta, Diptera, Chironomidae. The record is from the annotation of a GenBank genome assembly.
AUGGAGAUUCUUUUGACACGUAAAAAGAAAACCCUUAAAUUAAACCAGAACAUUAAAAGGACAAUUAAUUUUUAUGAAUUAAAAUUGAAUCAUAAAAGAAAUGAACGCUUCAGGCAUGGAAGUGUUCAACUUUUCAUGAUCCUAAUUGCUUUAAAAUUUAGUUUAAAAACGUUUUCAAUGUUGGAGCUAAAUCAAUUUUCAUUCUGCGCAUUUAGUGACACUUUUGUUGUUGCUUCAUUUCGUUAA